AUGGAACCUGUGGAGGCCUAUCACGACUUGCCUGAGCACAUCGGCGAGACAAGCGUGCGAAGUCAGACUAUCUCCCAAGACAAGGUGGGGCCGCGCUCUUCGGGGCGCAGACAAUGGCGUCAGGCUCUUGAUGGCUGGAUUCCCUUAGUUUCACCUCACGGCGACAACGACAUCUUUUUGGAGGGUCUUCCGCGGCGCAAGUGUGGUCUCACAAGUCACCUUGGUUCGAAUCUCGGCACUAACCUACGAGGCUACAGUGGUCUAUUCCAGUUCGUGUCGCUCGCCUGCGGAAUUGUCAUUUCUUUCUUUCCGGACGAGUAUGAUCGGGCAGCCCGUACAUGGAUACACAGAGGCGAUCAAGAUCAUCAAUCGAUGGAUACUACUCAUUGGCCCACUGAUUUCUCGCGAGAAAUCAUUCCUGUAGGCUGCCACUCGCACAAUGACUACUGGCGUCGGGUGCCGCUAUACUCAGCCCUACGGGCAGGCUGUGUCAGUGUUGAGGCGGAUGUUUGGAUGUUCGAUGGUGAGCUGUAUGUGGGCCACAGUACCAGCGCCUUGACAUCGCAUCGAACGCUGCGGUCGAUGUAUAUUGAACCGCUGGUCGAAAUUCUCAAAAAACAGAAUCCUAUCACGGAGUUCCAGCCAAUUCCCAACCAGUCUCCGAAUGGUGUCUUCGACAUGGACCCAAGCCAGACACUGAUUCUUCUUAUUGACUUCAAGACCGAUGGCGCUGCUACAUGGCCCACUGUUGUUGAGAGUCUGGAGCCACUCCGUGAACUUGGCUACCUGACCUAUUUCAAUGGGGAAGAUAUUGUCCAGGGACCCAUCACUAUUGUCGGAACAGGCAAUACCCCUUUCAACCUGGUCACCAGAAACUCCACCUACCGCGACAUCUUCUUCGAUGCUCCGCUCGACAAGUUGGUCGAUGACAAAGACCUAGCAUCGGAUCAGUCUUUAUCCACCGUGAAACGAGCGACUACUCUCGGCCAGGGCAUGUCCGGCACACCUGAUGCCAUUAUUGCGAAUACGUUCAAUAGUACGAACAGCUUCUACGCUUCUGUUUCCUUGAAGCAAGCCAUUGGAAUCCCAUGGCCCUUCCAUUUCUCAGAGCGUCAGAUGGAUAUUAUUCGCAAUCAAAUUCGUGUUGCACACCACCAUGGCCUCAAGGUGCGGUACUGGGGGUUGCCUGGCUGGCCGCUUACUCUGCGCAACCAUGUUUGGAGAAUUCUUGUCCAGGAGGGUGUGGAUAUCCUGAAUGUGGACGACCUGGUCAGUGCGACCAAGGGAAAUUGGAGAAUGAAGGCUUUCGAUUGGUGGUUUUGA
Penicillium taxi is the source of this 1323-nucleotide messenger RNA. RefSeq lists its product as uncharacterized. The transcript has 2 exons. Gene Ontology annotation, biological process: lipid metabolic process. The record is from RefSeq and is a predicted model, not a curated record. Bases 1 to 1323 code for a protein of 440 amino acids. NCBI's taxonomy places the organism in Eukaryota, Fungi, Ascomycota, Eurotiomycetes, Eurotiales, Aspergillaceae. Gene Ontology annotation, molecular function: phosphoric diester hydrolase activity.